CUCUUGAUGUCCAGGAUGGAGGACUUCAUUUCACUAGUAAGAGCUAAUGCACGAGUGGCAGUGCAAUUGGUGUACCAUGACUACGUUAUGUCCAGGCCUACAGAGUUUGACCCACAUCACUCAGAUACGGGAGAUGUAGUCACGCACGUCCCGGUAAUUAGGAUAUUCGGAUCAACGCCAGCGGGUCAGCAGGUGUGUCUACAUGUACACGGGUACCUCCCUUACUUCUAUCUACAAGUACCAAAGGAUAAAGAUCCACAUAAAUUUGCUAAGAAAGUACAUAGAGUACUGGAGGUAGUAGCAAGAAGAGCUGCUGCAGACAAGAAGAGCUAUCGUGGCCAUAAAGAUAGUUCCGCAGUACAUAAACCCACUGGUGAUAAAGAGGCUGAGCAAUUCAUAACUGAGUCACAAGGUGAUAAGGAUGAACGACAACAGAGUACGAGACCAACUCCAGGUUCUAGUAGCCAUAGUUCACAGAGAAGGCGUAAUUCAAGGAUACGACUAAUGAGCCAAUCAUCACAGAGGAUAGCACUACUCAGAAAACAGACAGCGGCAUCAACAGCACAUAUACACCGAGUUGAUGUAGUGGAACAUCUGUUAUUCUAUGGCUACCAUACCAAAAAGCAGAAGUUUAUCAAGGUGUACCACUAUAACCCGGCAUAUACCAAGUAUCUAGCGGGAUAUGCAUAUAGCUCCGGAAUUGAUGGGCAUUUACUGCAGCCUUAUGAAGUACACAUCAGCUACUUCAUGCACUUCAUGUCUGAUUACAACCUCCGGGGAAUGGACUACGUCUAUUUAUCCUCAGCAAUCAAGAUAAGGCAGCCAAUACCACUGUAUCCAAAUUGGUCAAUGCACGACCAUCCACUUUGGAAACGUAUAUCCAACUAUACAGGGAGUAACCAGGAUAAUACAGCCCCGAUGAUGGAGAAAUUGAUCCUCAGGAACUCACCGUCUAUAUUCAUGUCGGAGCACAAAAAAGUGUCUAAUAGCGAGCUUGAGAUUGAUACCCACGUAGCAAGUAUACUGAAUAUAUUUGAAUGUAGUAGUGCGUUACAGGGGAAUAGCCAGGACCUGACACAGCGCGAAUUUGCAGUGGGAAGGUAUAUGGGCCCAUUGGGCCAAUUCAUGCAAUAUUGGAACAGGCAUUGUACUGAUCUCCAAACACUAUCACUGUCACCCAUUGAGUCACAGGAAGAACCACCGCCAACAUUUGCCUCCAAGGAGACCCUCAAGCAAUUCUAUGACUUUAUAGAAGAACGAACUAAAUGUGCUUGCAAACGAGUUGACACGGAACUUAAAUAUGAGGGAUGUCCUAGGGAAAGAAUUAAGCAAAAUGAACUCAUUACAGUCAGCUCCGCGUUUUUCCACUCUGAUUCCCAUGAACAUAGAAAAACUGAGGAACAUGGGUGCUAUGCCUACAGAUUUGCGUUACCGCUACCAAGGCUAAGUAAACAGAUAAAGACUGAUAUCCCACCAAGUGGACAUCAACAGGAUUUAUUCGACGUAGAUGAACCAAAUUCACUGUCUACUACACAGUCUUUACAGGACACCGAUCCACCAAUUGAUAUGGACCCAGCAUCGGAUGCAACCGGUGCCCCGGAUAACUUUGAAAGCGGGAUUGUAAUCGAUGUCAUAACUGAAUCUGAACCUAACAAGGUGUACCCAGAUCCGCUAGUGCACAGUAUACUAGCUGUCGUAUACACUAAAAGGGAUCAUAGGUUGGUACAACGGUUCCAGGAACUUGGGUUGCCAUAUGCAGAUGUACAAGGAGCUAUUAUAGUAGAUCCACUAAAGUCAGGUACUAAAAAGCAAGAUAGAGCUAAAUUAACCGGGUUCAAUAGAUUUGCAAUGGUGCAAAGGAAGAAUAUUAACAUGGAUACCAUAGAACGUAUAAUUAACUCACAGAAGUAUAUAAACGUGGCUUAUGUACAAUCGGAAAGGGAGUUAAUACAGGAAGUGGAAAACUUGUUUAUUAAGUUUGACCCAAAUAUUAUAUAUGGAUACGAUGUGGCACGGAGUUCAAUUGGAUACAUACAGCACAGAGCUGCCGCAAUAGGUGUGCCAGACUUCCUAGAAAGGAUAUCAAGAGUACCACCUAAACACGAAAGACAGAUAACGGAUAUAACAACGAUUAUGACGCAUCAAAAUGCUAAAUUAAUCAAGGGCAGAUAUAAAAGCAGUAGCAUUAAACCAGUAUUUUGCCUAGGGAGACUUAUAUUUGACCUGGCUGAUGUGGCACUGAGGGAGCUUAAUCUCGCUAACUUAACACUGGAGAAUAUAGUCUAUAACCAGUUUGAUUACCUAAUGCCCGUUUACAGUCAAUAUACGCUUAGUAAGUGGUUAACUACAAGUGUACAGCUCAAUGCAAGUAAUGACCCUAGUGCCACUACAGAAUCUGCCCCAAAACAUGGAUCAUACAAACCACACGCUUACAGAGCUAUAAGGUACAUGCUUUUCCGGAACUAUGCAGUACUAGCGACUAUGGAUAAACUAGUGUACCUACGAAGGUAUGCAACAUUCUCGAAACUAUAUGGCCUGGAUAUUAAAAGUGCUAUAGUACGAGGAAGCCAGUAUCACGUGGAAAGCGUACUGCUCAGGUUCACCAAGUCAUAUGGCUACCUUUUACCAUCUCCUACCCAAAGACAGGUACAUGAACAAAGACCCUCCGUGGCAAUACCCAUUGUCAUGCAACCCCAAAGUGGUUUGCACCUAGCGCCAGUUGCGAUACUUGACUUCCAGUCACUGUAUUCGUGCAUCACGAUCGCAUACAAUAUUUGCUACAGUACUUGCCUAGGGCUGCUCAGUGAACACAAGAAAAAUAGCGGUAGCAUUAAACUAGGUAUAAUGACAUACUACCCAGAAGAGGGUAUACUGGAGGAUAUUACGGAACACAGAACAGAUAAAGGGAUUGGGGUGCACAUCACGCCAAAUGGAGUAAUGUUUGUAGAUAAACGUGUUAGGGAAGGGAUAUUGCCUAUGAUGUUGAAAGUAGUACUACAAAGCAGAAGGAAGAUAAAAGAAGCUAUGAAACAACCUGAUAUGGAUGCAAUCAGCUUACAUAAACUAGAUAGAGAGCAACAUGGACUGAAGAUGUUAUCCAACUUAUCAGUAGGGCUGACUGCAUCAAGCUACUCGGGAAGAAUGCCAUGCUCCGAUCUAGCGGAGUCUGUAGUGUCCAUUGCAAGAGCACUUAUACUCCAUUGCAGAGAAAUAGUACACAAUAACUUCGAUGCAGAGGUUAUAUACGGAGAUACUGACAGUAUAUUCAUAAAGUUUCCCGGGAAAAACGUUGUAGAGGCGGAAGCUGAGGCAAAGAAAAUAGCCAAAAAGAUAAAUGAAGCUGUACCUGAACCUAUUAAAAUACUGUUCCAGAAGGUAUAUUCACCGUGUAUACUGGUUUCCAAAAAGAGAUACCUAGGUUUGGCACAUAUAGAUGGACAGGUAUUCUACGAUGAUAAAGGUGUGGAAACAAUGCGGUCUAGCGAAUGCAACCUCACGAGGGCACUGCUCAAGGAUGUUCUAGAAUCCAUCCUAAAGACAAAGUCAUUAGACACAGCGUAUGAACAGUUGGUCCGGGCGUUCCGCGAUCUAAGCCACAUGUGGACUUUGAAGGACUUUAUAACAUAUAGGCAAGUUAGGCUGGGGACGUACAGCGAGGAGGUAACUGGGCAAGUGGGUACCCUGCCGGCAGCGGCUAUUGUGGCAAAAUAUAAAAUUGAAAAACACUACGGGGAUAGAAUUCUCGAAAAUGAAUACAUACCGCAUGUAUUCACGCACUCGAGAAUAGAACAUUACAGUGGUGUGAAAGGUGGCGCCGUAUACCCAAAUGAUGUCAUUGGUAUUUUCAAACCGCACGACUAUAUAAAGGAACGAGGAUAUAAGACACUGCCGCAGAAUACUGUACAAUCGAUCAUGGACCAGAUUAAACAAGCUAUGCCGCUACAUCUAGUGGAUGUUGACUACUACCUCAAGAGGCAGCUGUUUCCACCAUUACAACGGAUGCUUCAAGUACUGGAUACAAGCCCCCAAAAUGGCAUUGUAAAGACACUACUGCGCAAUAUAUACGAUAUAAGACAUGUAGGAAUAGACUGUAUCCGAAGGACACAUGCGAAAGUACACUUAACAGGAACUUUAUGGCAAUACUGCAGUAGUACUAUCUCGACUGAGGAUGACAGUGCAUCCAGAUCUGUUAAACCAGGAACAAACAGCGAUACUGAAAGCACGGAAUCCAUUACGGAUACUCCCACAACUGAAUAUAAGGAUCAAUUUUGCCAGGAAUAUGCACUCCAGCCACAGCAAACUCUACUGAGGACCUUGGAUACACUCAAUACGCUAGAGAGGAAGUUAGAGGCAAUCCAUAACAUAUGCCUAAAUUGUACCGGAAGUGCUGUCGCAAGCGCAUCUUGCCAAAAUGCUUGGCAUUGCGAGGUGUACUUCCACAAAAUAACGUAUAAACGGACACUAGCACAGACACUAAGGUUAUAUAGAAACGUGCUGAAAAUAAUGUAUACAACAUAGUAA
Babesia bovis T2Bo is the source of this 4521-nucleotide messenger RNA. Its product is annotated as DNA polymerase B family protein. Gene Ontology annotation, cellular component: zeta DNA polymerase complex; nucleus. Lineage: Eukaryota; Apicomplexa; Aconoidasida; Piroplasmida; Babesiidae. Gene Ontology annotation, biological process: double-strand break repair via homologous recombination; error-prone translesion synthesis. The transcript is spliced from 5 exons. The coding region runs from base 7 to 4518 and encodes 1503 amino acids. The record is from RefSeq and is a predicted model, not a curated record. Gene Ontology annotation, molecular function: DNA binding; DNA-directed DNA polymerase activity; nucleotide binding.